This is a messenger RNA of Cladocopium goreaui, 965 nucleotides long. Lineage: Eukaryota; Dinophyceae; Suessiales; Symbiodiniaceae. The record is from the annotation of a GenBank genome assembly.
GAUGGCACGUUGGCGAAGUUGGCGAAUGGAUGCAUAUUGGAGGAGAGUAUUGGAGGAAAAUGAUGGAGACAAGCAGAAGCUCAAGGAUAUAGUUGUCAAGGAUGCUGAAGUGGUUGGGAUUCUGGCUGCGCUGGUGACGACAAUCACAGUGGCUGGCUUUCAACUUGCUGCACCACAUCUCGACAAAAGAUAUUGGCUUCGUAUGGUCUACGUCACCUGCAGCUUUCUGAGUUUUGUGUUCUCCCUCGUAUCAUUGAUGACGGCUUCAAGAGUGCUUCUGUCAAUCAACAAGUUGAAUCCCAGAAAUGUCCUGAGUUGCCUUGAAUCACUGAAUACAUGGGGUGCAGUUGAUGCUUUUUGGUGGUUCAACAGGAGCUUACAAUGUCUUCUGAUAUCUUCAGUCCUGUCAAUUUAUGUGCUGUUUGACAGCACAUGCUUUGCGAUUUGCUGCACUUGCGCGUUACUUCCACUUUGGAUGAUGUGGUACUUGCACAAGGCGCACACAGGUGUAGUAUGGUCACUGUUGAAAAUUCAAACCGACAGCGACGACAGCGAAGCAUGGGUGAAAGAAGUCUUUUGAGCUCAAUGAUAUCAAACAUGUUCCAAUCAAAUCAGAGAAGACUGACCUGAAGCAUGUAAGACGGUCUCGAGUAAGUCAUGGCAUGUAAUAGAUUGCUGUUCUCAAUAAUUCUACUGACGUUGGAAUGCUAUGGAGCACUAGUUCGUUUGUGGUCAAAGAGAGCCGCAGCUCCCUUUCUCACCUUCGUUCUGGAUCAGAUCCUUCAGACGAAGCUGGGUUCAGGUCGCGCCGCAACCACACUGGACCACAGUAAUGUUGGUAUUUGAGGAGAUUGAACUCCAACUCUGAAACUGGAAAAGGUCGCUAGAACCUCAUCUCCUGGUGCGGAUUCAUCGACGCAAUGUUUACAAUCAAGUCACUUCUGCUCCGCAAGGCCUGAGUAAAA